Saitoella complicata NRRL Y-17804 is the source of this 1728-nucleotide messenger RNA. Its product is annotated as aquaporin-like protein. The record is from RefSeq and is a predicted model, not a curated record. The coding region runs from base 81 to 1583 and encodes 500 amino acids. Lineage: Eukaryota; Fungi; Ascomycota; Saitoellomycetes; Saitoellales; Saitoellaceae. Gene Ontology annotation, molecular function: water channel activity. The transcript is spliced from 3 exons. Gene Ontology annotation, cellular component: plasma membrane. Gene Ontology annotation, biological process: transmembrane transport.
GUUGGGACUAAACCACUCCUCAAUAAAAACCUCCAUUCCUCCACGCCGUAAGAGCCCAUACCAAAGAGACGAUCAGUAAGAUGGGGAAACGAGCUCAACCCACGGAUGGACCCUUGAGCGGCGGCAUCGACAAAACACGCUCGGGACGUAACAGGUUUAACUGGCAUCUACAACCCGCACACCAAGGUCCCGCAAAAGUCGCUUGGAGGAAUCAUUUCGUCGCCAUGGUGGGCGAAUACGUCGGCACAGUCCUCUUCCUAUUCUUUGCCCUCGGCGGCACUAACGUCGCAAACAUCCCCAACGUCGGAACCGUGAAUGGGAGUAGCGUUAAUACCUCCAAUUUACUUUAUAUUUCGUUGAGUUUUGGGUUCUCGUUGGCUGUUAAUGCGUGGGUAUUUUUUAGGAUUAGUGGGGGGUUGUUCAAUCCUGCUGUCACCUUAGGAUUGGUUACGUCCGGAGUCCUCCAACCCCUCCGCGGCGUCUUCCUCACCUUCGCCCAAAUCCUCGGCGGCAUAACCGGCGCCGCUAUAAUCCAAGUCGUCCUCCCCGGCUCCCUCAACGUCCGAACCCAACUCGGAGGCGGAGCAACGAGAACGCAAGGGUUGUUCUUGGAGAUGUUCUUGACUGCGGAGUUGGUGUUUACGAUUCUCAUGCUUGCGGCCGAAAAGCAUAAAGCAACGUUCCUCGCUCCCAUCGGAAUCGGACUCGCGCUCUUUCUCGCUGAAUUGGUUGGGGUUUAUUAUACGGGUGGUAGCUUGAACCCCGCUCGCAGUUUCGGACCGUGUGUGGUAUUGCGCACCUUCGACUCUUACCACUGGAUUUACUGGCUCGGUCCAGCGCUGGGUGCGUUGCUCGCGAGCACAUUCUACAAAUUCAUUAAAUGGCUGCAAUACGAGGAAGUCAACCCUGAUCAAGACCUGGAUCAAGAGGAGAUUGAUAAUAAGCGUAUGGCGUCACAAUUCCUCGCCGAACACCCCGAACUGUCUCCGGAAAACAGUCAAGUGCUCGCCGCACACGCAAUGGGGGCGCCCCACGCCCCGGGCGCCGGUGCUGACCUCGAUGGACAGACGGAGGGCGAGAGCGAAGGGAAGGGAAGUUCGGUCCCGACGAUGGGGAUUCAGGGACCAGGCAUGAUGGACCUCCUCACGAAAGGGAAUCCGGCUGAUGUGCUUGAUUUACCGUCUGCGACGCAUGCUUCUGCUGGUGGUUUCACUGGGGAGCAGGUUGGGGGGAUUAGUACGAGUCGGCCUAGUACGCGGCAGCGGGCUUCUUAUCGUUCGGGGGGUGGAGGGAGGGCAGGAGGGGAAGGCAUGAGAGGGGGGCUGGAUGAGGAUAGUCUUGUUGAUAGGAUUGUUGCGAGGUUGAGUGAGAGGUUGAGGCCGAUGACUGCUGGUACUGUUGGAUCUCUCUCUACUGAAGUCGAGAGUCCGACGAGUUUGGGGUAUCCGGCUGUUGUGCGUGGUGCUGGUGCUGGGGUGAAUGGGAGUAGGGGGAUGAGGAAUGGGGAUUUGGAUUUGGAGAGUGGAGAUGGGUAUGGGUUGGAGUUGGCGGAGCCGGUUGUUGGGACCGGGGGGAGGUAUUAGGGGAGUUUUAUGGGGAAGGUUUUCUUGGAUGCGGCCUGAUGCUGUGUUGCAUCGUUGAUUUUUGGAUUAUGACAUCUUAUGAGAUGUUUUUGUGUGAUAGCAAUGUUGCGAUGGCUUCAUGGAGGUUAAGAUAUCAAUACCCUCA